Messenger RNA from Poecilia latipinna (sailfin molly), 3775 nucleotides. RefSeq names its product DDHD domain containing 1a (gene ddhd1a). Gene Ontology annotation, molecular function: glycerophospholipase activity; metal ion binding. Gene Ontology annotation, cellular component: cytoplasm. Bases 427 to 3162 code for a protein of 911 amino acids. Lineage: Eukaryota; Metazoa; Chordata; Actinopteri; Cyprinodontiformes; Poeciliidae. The transcript is spliced from 15 exons. The record is from RefSeq and is a predicted model, not a curated record.
CGUUGCGCGCGCGCGCUCGCGCUACAGUUCUGUUUCUAUGCGAGAUUUGUUUUCAAAUGGAGGAGUCUUUGAUAUUCCGAUGGGACCAGGAAUACUCAAAGUACGGCGGCUGCAGCGAUAAGCUGGGCCGAAGUGAUUCGGUGUCAUCUGCGAGGUUUGAAUCAAGUUUACGCUGCUAGGGGUAAACGGAGACCCUACAGUUUUUUUGUGAUUUAUCGGCGCAGGGUAGUUUUCCAACCGGCUUCAUUAGCUUGACGAACUAGCAUACAUGCCAACAGCUGUGGGGCGCUAAUGGAGAUGCGUUGGAAGGUGUUGCAGAGUUGUUUUAUUUAGGUUUGUUUGCACUGCUUAGUAACAUGGACUCUAGUUGUAGUUGUAGUCUGGCAGCGCUAGCUUGUCUAAGAUGAAGUCCCUGCUCAAAUAGUUAUGAGUAGUUUCAAUCAAAACCUCCGCAUUAGCUCGUCUUUCAGCGCAGACAGUAAGGGUCCGGCGGUCAGCGCUGACACCGGGAACAAGGACUGGGUUCUGGGAAGCGAUGUGUUUUCCUGCUGUCACGAGAUGAGCCUCGUGGACGACUCGAUGCAGGCGGGGAUGUCGUCGGUCCAACCGGGACUGGACGGUCACCUGCCACUAAUACGUGCCCAGAACCACGGCUCCCAGGAUGGCAUAUUUUUCGAGCUGGGCUCCCCGGAAGACUACCUGGACAGCAGCCCGUUAGAGUACAGGGACAGCGAUGGGAUCGGCGUUGGCCCGUUAUUCGAGAGGAGGAAGAGGUCUCGCUCCAACAGCUCCAGACACAGGUUUAACGAGGUGGUGACGGAGCUAGUCCCGGAGGAGGUUCGGUGGUUCUAUAAAGAAGACAAGAAAACAUGGAAGCCUUUUAUCGGACACGACUCUCUUAAAAUCGAGCUGAUGUUUCGGAAAUACUGCGAGCUGAACCCCGGUGCGAUGCGCUCCGGGGUUGGCGAUGGAGAGGAGGAGACAGGCGGUAAAUGUGUGGACAGCCCGGGGCAGAACGGCGCAGUGCCCGUGGACACUGGCACUAGCAGCGUGGACGAAGGCCGCGGCUCUCUUGACACAUCUACUGUGUCCUUUGACGGGACCGACCCGGACGGCACUGAAAUCAACGUAGAGCCUGUGUGUGUUCGGGGAGGCCUUUAUGAGGUCGACAUAAAAGAGAGAAAAUGCUACCCUGUCUACUGGAAGCAUGGUUCUGAGUCAGCAGCAGCCAUAACUCCCAAUACCAGCAUAACUCCUCCUCCCUGUCCCAGUGAAGAAGAACAAGACCAUAUUCCUGUGAUGAGAGGCCAGUGGUUCAUCGAUGGUAGCUGGCUGCCGCUGGAAGAAGAAGAGAGCGACCUCAUUGAGCAGGAGCACCUGAACCAUUUCCGAGGCCAACAUUUGCAGGACACCUUUGAGACGGAUCUGGUGGUGAAGACCGUUGACAGCAAAGAUGUUCUCUCCCACCUGCCCCCUUUCUAUCUCCCGUUUCUGUUCAAAUGGAGUGGAUAUCAGACGGGUGCUAAAACGGCAGGUCACAAGCGCAAACGCUGCCAAGCCAUCCACCAUUUGAAGCUGAGCCGGACGCACGUAGAUUGGCACAGCGUGGAAGAAGUCUACCUUUACAGCGACGCUACCACGUCAAAAAUUGCUCGCACUGUUACCCAGAAACUGGGCUUCUCCAAAGCCUCAAGCAGCGGCACACGGCUCCAUCGAGGUUAUGUGGAGGAGGCCUCCCCAGAAGACCGGCCCCCUCAGACUACCCACGUUGUCUUUGUGGUGCACGGGAUUGGCCAGAAGAUGGAUCAGGGCCGCAUCAUCAAAAACACUGGAAUGUUGAGGGAAGGCGUGAGGAAGAUGGAGGAGAAGCACUUUUCUGAGCACAACGAUGAACACGUGGAGUUUCUCCCUGUCGAAUGGCGCUCUAAACUAGCGCUGGAUGGAGAUACGGUUGACUCCAUCACACCAGACAAAGUGCGAGGGCUGCGUGACCUUCUCAACAGCAGUGCCAUGGACAUCAUGUACUACAACAGUCCUCUUUAUCGCGACGAAAUAACCAAGGGGCUCACAGAAGAGCUGAACAGACUGUACUCGCUCUUCUGCUCGCGGAACCCUGAUUUUGAAGAACGUGGUGGAAAAGUGUCCAUUGUGUCUCACUCCCUCGGCUGUGUCAUCACCUAUGACAUCAUGACAGGAUGGGAUCCCGUACGGUUCUGUCUGCAGGAGCACUGCGCAGUAGAGGAGGAGCAGGAUUUCCGUUGGAUGUCUUACGAAGAGAGGCAGCUUUUAGAGGAGCUGAGGCUCACAAAGAAUAGGUUAAGAGAGUUGGAAAAUCAACUGGUCAAACUGGAGGCCUCUAAUCCUUCAGCUCCCCCAGCUCUUAAAUUCAAGGUAGAAAACUUUUUCUGCAUGGGGUCUCCUCUGGCAGUUUUCUUGGCCCUGCGAGGGAUUCGCCCAGGCACCAGCGGCCACCAGGACCACAUCCUGCCCACCUCCAUCUGCAGCCGGCUCUUCAAUGUCUUCCAUCCAACAGACCCUGUGGCUUACAGACUGGAGCCUCUCAUCCUUAAGCAUUAUAGUAACGUUGCACCUGUCCAGAUACAUUGGUGUAGUGCCACUAACCCUUCAUCCUAUGAUGAGGUCCGGCCGACUUUCCUCAAUCCAGUUAAAGAUCCGGCUUCAGACACGGAGAGCAUUCCCAGUCCGAGUACGUCUCCUGUCUUGGCCCGUAAACAUUAUGGAGAGUCUAUCACCAGCCUGGGCAAGGCCAGUAUACUAGGUGCAGCAAGCAUAGGAAAGGGUUUAGGAGGCAUCCUCUUCUCACGGUUUUCCCGAUCAAACAGCCAACCUUCAGUGUCCUUAGGAGUUGAGGGAGGAGCGAACGCUGAGGAAGAGGAGGAGAAGCGCACCGAAAGCCAGUCGUCUUAUGGUCUUUCCACAAUAACUCGACCAACAUCUCCCACUGGUGACACUUUAUUGGAGCUGGAGAGACGCAUCGACUUCGAGCUGAGGGAGGGUCUGGUAGAGAGCCGCUAUUGGUCAGCUGUGACCUCACACACUGGCUACUGGUGCUCACAUGACAUUGCGCUCUUCUUGCUGACCUUCCUAUAUGAUAAGUCGACACCCUCCGCCUCAGCAGAACAGACUCCGGAACCAGACUGAGGCGUUUGUUCCAACACGUACGCCUGAGCAGAUGUCCUGUAACUGCUGAAGCUUUUGUCGUUUCCUGACAAAACUCAAAACAGUGACUGCUUGAUUCUCCCCUUGCAACCUGUCAAAUACAUGAACUAUCAACCUGUCCUUUGUCUUGAUUUAUGAUCCAGCUACAUUUGAGAAUCAUUGGUUUAAAAAUAAAAAGAAAACUUCAUUCCGAGAUGUAGCCAUUGAUGGUCCAGGAGACCCUACAGAAGGAAACUCUGUGCCAGUGUGAACGCUAACGGUACCAUGGAAGAAGAGGCAGUUACCCUAAAUCAUGGAGGUUCCUCCAGCAUCAAAAAAGCAAUUUUAUUUUCAUCCCAACAUCGAGUCUGUUUGGCUUAUUUGGUUGUCUACAAGUUUAAUGUUUUAUCAGCCCAUCCACUCUGCAGACACUCACUCUGGAGCCUUCUGAUGUAUUUUUGGAUUUAUAAAAGGAAUGAUUGUUACAAAAAAGGUUUUUUUCACGAAAUGUUUAGCCAAAAUGUGAAAAACCCACUGCUUACAUGGGAAUGAAAUGCCUUUUGAAAUCAGCCCAAAAAUGUUACUAAUAUACUAUUUUCACAAAAAAAAAAAAAAA